AUGGGCAAGGAAGACAAAGCCAGUAAAAACUUCAACUUGAAGGUGCCCAAGGGUACGCGCGACUGGACCGGCGAAGAUGCCGCCCUCCGCGACCGUCUCUUCGACACUGUGACCGACGUCUUCAAGCGCCACGGCGCCACGACCCUCGAUACGCCAGUCUUCGAGCUGAAGGAGAUUCUGAGCGGCAAGUAUGGUGAGGACUCAAAACUCAUCUAUGAUUUGCAGGAUCAGGGUGGGGAACUAUGCUCGCUGCGUUACGAUCUCACCAGCUUCAAGCGCUAUCAAAUCGCCAAAGUAUACCGCCGCGACCAGCCUGCCAUGACAAAAGGACGGCUGAGGGAAUUCUACCAAUGCGACUUCGACAUUGCGGGCUCCUACGAUGCCAUGAUUCCCGACGCCGAGGUCCUCAAGAUCGCAACAGACGUAUUUGAUUCCCUCAAGUGGGAGUCCUAUACGAUCAAAAUCAACCACAGGAAGGUGCUCGACGGUAUUUUCAAAGCCGCCGGUGUACCGGAGAACCUGAUACGGCCAAUCAGUUCAGCAGUGGACAAGUUGGACAAGCUGCCGUGGGCCGAAGUUAAGAAGGAAAUGGAGACAAAAGGCCUUGAUUCAGAAGUUGCAGAUAAAGUUGGACACUGGGUACAGAGAAAAGGCGGCGAUGAUAUCAUCGAGUUUCUCAAGACAGAUGAGGCGCUCUCUAAGAAUGAGGAUGUCUGCAAAGGCGUACAAGAUAUGGAGAAGCUCUUCGCGUAUCUAGAUGCGUUCGGCGCUCGAAAGCGAAUAUCGUUCGACUUGUCCUUGGCCAGGGGUCUCGACUACUAUACCGGCGUCAUCUAUGAGGUCGUCACAGAGGGGUCUGCACCACGGGUACAAGGAGAACAGCAAGAGAUUGGCGUCGGAAGUGUUGCAGCUGGUGGCCGCUACGACGAAUUGGUGGGAAUGUUCAGCGGAAAGCCCAUUCCAUGUGUUGGUAUCUCAUUUGGCAUCGACCGCAUCAUGAGCAUCAUGAAAGCAAAGGGGCAGUCGACGCAGCGCGCCAAAGAUGUCGACGCAUUUGUCAUGGCAUUUGGUGGGAAGGGGUUCACCGGCAUGUUGACGGAACGUAUGCAAGUUGCGCAAGAGCUGUGGGCUGCUGGUCUCAAAGCAGAAUUCUCCUACAAGGCCAAGCCCAAGCUACCGCAACAAUUCAAGCAGGCAGAGUCGGCGGGUGUUCCACUUGCUGUGAUUCUGGGUGAGGAUGAGCUGAAGAACGGCAAGGUUAAGAUCAAAGUCUUGGGCAUCAAGGACGAGAACGACCCGGAAAAGGAUGGCGUUCUUGUCGACAGAGCUAACAUGGUUGAGGAGAUUCGAAAGAGGCUAUGA
This is a messenger RNA of Parastagonospora nodorum SN15, 1362 nucleotides long. RefSeq lists its product as hypothetical. The record is from RefSeq and is a predicted model, not a curated record. The transcript is spliced from 4 exons. Bases 1 to 1362 code for a protein of 453 amino acids. Gene Ontology annotation, biological process: histidyl-tRNA aminoacylation; mitochondrial translation. Gene Ontology annotation, molecular function: histidine-tRNA ligase activity; ATP binding. Gene Ontology annotation, cellular component: mitochondrion; cytoplasm. Lineage: Eukaryota; Fungi; Ascomycota; Dothideomycetes; Pleosporales; Phaeosphaeriaceae.